AUGACUAUUUCACAGGGAACAAAAGCUACAGAAAGUAAACGCGAGGCCAAACUACGAAAACUUCGCAAAAUACAAGAGAAUCCACGAUCUAGCCAAGUAUGCUCUACUCUUCGCAGUCUACCACCAGCUAUGGGAGUGCCUGCUGCUAUGAUCAAGUCUUCUGCGAAUGACAUCUCAGCGUCUUUACCUGCUGCUCACGUUAGUAGCACCAUAAAAGAGAUGGUGUUAACCACUGAUGAGGAUUAUCUUAUGACAAAAGAUGAGCGUACACAACAUCAAAUGGAAGCAAUGGUAGUAUGGUGUGCAAUGAUGCUUCGCUCACAAUCUGAAGAUGAUGAGCUUGACAUUGGAAGUACAAAACAAGGUAUUGAUGCUGGAUAUUAUGGUGUGUAUUAGCA
Messenger RNA from Strongylus vulgaris, 398 nucleotides. The record is from the annotation of a GenBank genome assembly. Lineage: Eukaryota; Metazoa; Nematoda; Chromadorea; Rhabditida; Strongylidae.